AUGGACUGUAACCGUAAAGAGAGAACGACAACUGUUAUGAAUGAAAUAGCAUAUAGUACUGCCUGCUGUGACACAAGCGCUUGUAUGAUUUCCAAACCUGAAUUAAUCCCAAGCAGCAGUGUUUCCAAUGGAAUGACUUGUCCUGUCUACUUUAACUCAAAGUGGCUUGAUUUUAAGUAUUCAAUGCAGUGCAAGGGUAAAGAAGACCGUUGUAUUUUCUUCCAAGAGUUUGAUCGUAUUAAGAUAAGUGGCUGUUCCACAAAGUAUUUUUGUGAAACAUUCCAAAAAAUGCCAACAUAUUUAGCUUCUGCAGGCUGCAUUAUAAAGGAUGAAAAGAGUAAUAUGCCAGUAGUAAGCAGAUUCCUCUUCUGUUAUGCAUGCCAGGAUGCCAUAUCCAAGGAUUGCAGCCACGAUAUUUGUAGGCCUGAUCAUGACACCUGUAUUUAUGAAAGAAUCCUUUCUAUCUCAGAACAAAUACAAGUUGUUGAAGAGAUACAUAGAUGUGGUUAUUCCAGUGAGUGCAAAAGGGCUGGCACCAUUCGCAGCAAUAGUAAAAUAAUAUCAUAUAAUACAUCCUGCUGUAAUGGAAACAAGUGCAUGGCCCCUGUACCGACAAUAUCAUCUUCUAUAAAUAAAGUGGCAAAUGGAUUGACCUGUCCUUCGUGUUUUGUUGGAAAUUCAGCACGUUGCCUAAAAAAAGAUAGUAUCCAGUGUGGUGGAGAUGAAAGCCACUGCAUCCAUUAUACAAAAACAACAAAACAAGAUUACCUUUCAUUGACCGAGACAUUGUUUGGUUGCGCCACCAAAAACAUUUGUGAAGCUGGAUCUUACAAUGUGACUCCAAAAGGAACCUAUUAUAAAUCUGUAAAGAUGGAUAUUAUAUGCAGCAGGGCAACAAGAAUUUAUACCCAAGCACACAAUUUAUGGAUAUCUUCCUUUGUGUUAUACAAUUUGAUAAAAAUCUUUUUCAAAAGCAUGUAAAGUAGAUAGGAUGAAUAUCUCCUUUUAACUACCUAGUUUCUCUGUGAAAUUAUUUUUAAAUUAAAUUCAUUUUUUUUUAUAAAGAUUAAUUUGUGAGAAAACCCCAAACAUUAUUGAUACCACAAAUAUUGUUAAAAAGUGAGAUACUUCAGUUAAAAGUAAAUUUAGAAAACUGCAAAAUUACUAUGAAUA
Messenger RNA from Xenopus laevis (African clawed frog), 1173 nucleotides. RefSeq lists its product as uncharacterized. The coding region runs from base 1 to 981 and encodes 326 amino acids. Lineage: Eukaryota; Metazoa; Chordata; Amphibia; Anura; Pipidae. The transcript has 7 exons. The record is from RefSeq and is a predicted model, not a curated record.